GUAGUGCGAGGAUCCGCUUUAAACGUAGAAUGUCUUUCCCGAGCUGAUGCUUUGUCUGCUAGUGAGGUUCGGAGCCAUAGAACGUGGGUCCAGUUGGAGGCAGCCGGAGUGACUCUCCAUUCUGCGGAGUCGAUGCGGAGCCGUUUUAUGCACAGCAUCAUCCAUCACCUUGGAGAGGUGUUGCAUUCCACUUCGGAGGGGAGGCGUAAGUACGGACAUGUUAGCUUUGUAAAUGGACUUUACCAAGCAUUUGUGGCUGAAUCGAAUGGUUUGCGGGCGGCUACCGUAUCAAGUUGUGAAGAGGAGUCGUCCAAUAUCCUCUCUGAUCCCUCUUACUUCACAAGUGAUAAUUCGGUACACGAUGGUGAUCAAAACGAUCUAAGUCUCGGGAGCCUUCCUCGACCAUCUCUUCAGGAACAGAGCAAGCUAAUUGAUUGCGGGGACACUCAAUCCCAAAAGGAUGAAGCGGAUCAGUGCAAUGCGUCUGCAGAAAUGUGCUCUAGCUUUAAUUCACUUCAGAAAACCCUUACAGAACGCAGCCCUUCAGGACGUCUCACUCGGCGUCUGUCAUUGAGUUUGAACAAUGUUCUCCCGCGCGUCAGAUAUCCUCGUUCGAGGUGUAUUUUCUCCAGAUCUCAAUCUGCCUCUACAAGAACUUUACGAUCAUUAGUUAAUAAAGCCCAUGAAGCAAUUAGUGGGGAUACUCCUGAUGCAACAACAAAUGGUCAUUCUGUGCAGCCACUGUCCAGACCGCUAACCACAAAGAAAAAAUCAGGUUUCAAUUCAAGGGAUUCGGGUCCUGAAAGUUUGACACUUUUAAAUGUUAAUUCAAAAGUUCGGCAUAAAGCAGCUCUUGAAAGGCCUUGUUUGGCCAAAUCCUUCAGACAAUUGGCCCCUAAACUUACGAAAAAAAGUAGUAUUUUAUUGAGUUCCACGGCUAGCAGCCAACAAGAGUCUAUGGGAAUGCAGCUGGAUUCAACUUUCGCUAAGCCUGUCCGAUAUGUGAGAUCAGCUGGUGAGUCACCCAGCACUUCUAUAGAUAAUCAGCCUACUACAUCUCUCGAUGAUGGUUUCAAAAGAAGAUCAAAGAGCCUAUGUUGCAAGAACUUUGAAAUGGUUGACUUGGACUCCCUCCACUCGUCUGCUAAGGUGCACAAUCUAUACCCCAGUAAGUUGUCAAGUGAAGGCUCCGCCAGUAUCGAAGUUAUUCCGGAUACCCUCUCAGCGAUAAGCUCAAAUCAUUCGGCUCACACAAAUGAUAUUCAGACUCACUCUGAUGCUCCAUGUUCUUCCCUUCUUCACAACCCCGACAGGCUCAAUAACACCUCACCCAAGGUAAGCGAUGUGGCUUUCCUGAAGUACUUUACUUCCUAUGCAAUUACUACUGAAAUUCAUUUUCUUUUGGUUAUAUUGAAACAACUAUUGGCGGAGUUUCCAUUGAUAGCUCGACUUUCAAUCAUUACGCAUUUCCGUGUAUCGCAUCAACCAGAGAAGUGGUCUUGA
This is a messenger RNA of Hydatigera taeniaeformis, 1503 nucleotides long. The record is from the annotation of a GenBank genome assembly. Lineage: Eukaryota; Metazoa; Platyhelminthes; Cestoda; Cyclophyllidea; Taeniidae.